AUGGAAGCAUCCAAAUUGAUCGAGGCCGCCGAAUCCCUGCUUAGGAAUGCCAAAUUGUUGGCCAGGCAUUUGGAGGGUCCUCAUCCGGGCAAGACGAAGCGGGACUUAGCCAUCGAGGAGGAGGGCCUCCGGCGGAAGAUCGCGCAUCAGGCGAAGAAGAUCGCCUUCGAGACGGCGCCCGCGCUUGAUGUUGUAAAAUCUGACUGGAUUGUGGUCAGUCCCUCGUCACUUGUCCUUCAUCCGUCACCACGGACACUAACUAAAUCCCAGCUUGCCGAUGUCGGGGCAUCGCACACCUUCAUUGACUGGAAGGCCUUCGACUAUAUCCCCCUCGAAGGAGAGAUCUCGAUUGCCGACCUCGCUCGCGCCGUCGAUGCCCAAGGGUCUCUCGUUGCUCGAUUCACCGCUCUCCUCCUCUCAACUGGGAAGCUCCUCCCCGGCCAGGGCCCCAACACGGUCCGCCACUCGCGCAUCUCUCCGCUCUACCGGACGGACAACGGCAUCUCCACCCUGACCUUCAUUGCCGUUGGCAACGGCAUGAGGCCCUAUUCCAACUGGCCCUGGUACUUCCGCCAGUACGGCCGCCGUGAGCCCCUCAUGCAGAAUCCAACCCCAUUCUCCUUUGCCUGGGGCCUACCUAUGCACUCGCCGUGGGAGAUCAUGGCGAUGGAUCCGGACUACGCAAGUACCUUCGGGCGGGGCAUGAAGCACAAGGAAAAGGUGUGGCCCAGAACGCCUCUUUGCGGUCGGGGAGCGCUGUAUGAUUUCUCCUGGGUUGGGGUAGAGGCUGAGAAACUGGCUCAACAGAUGGGCCAUUUCGUGCCCGUGGUGGUUGACGUCGGGGGCGGACAGGGGCAGCUGGUGAUAGACCUGAUCAGGGAAAUCAGGGGGCUCAACCCGGGGCAGUGCGUGCUGCAAGACCGACGGGAGGCUCUUGAGGACGCGAAGUGCUCGAUUGGCCUAGAAGGUGCAGUGCUCCAGGAGCAUGAUUUCCAUCUCGAGCAGCCUGUGAAAGGGGCUUUGGUAUACAUCCUCAAAAGCGUCCUCCUCAACUACUCAGAUGAGCUUGCCACGCAUAUCCUGAAACAAUUGGCAGAAGCCCUUCCUGUUGACAACCCCAAGGCAAGAGUCAUCGUCAUCGAAGACAGAUUCCUCGAUGUCCCGGAGCUGGGCAAUCGUCUUGUUGACUUGACCAUGCUGAAUCUGCGUGGGAAGCUCCGCAACAAAGAGAUGUUCGAGGCCAUUGCUGUUGCCGCAGGGCUCCAAGUAGUGGGAUUCUACACCCAGGAGGGCAAGUCGAUGUGCGUGGUUGAGUGUGCGAGGGUGUGCGAGAGUGCGGGGAGUCCGCCUGGAAAUGGUGACUUCUAA
This is a messenger RNA of Chaetomium strumarium, 1368 nucleotides long. Its product is annotated as S-adenosyl-L-methionine-dependent methyltransferase. The transcript has 3 exons. The record is from RefSeq and is a predicted model, not a curated record. Gene Ontology annotation, molecular function: O-methyltransferase activity. NCBI's taxonomy places the organism in Eukaryota, Fungi, Ascomycota, Sordariomycetes, Sordariales, Chaetomiaceae. Bases 1 to 1368 code for a protein of 455 amino acids.